Molecule: messenger RNA, 945 nt
Organism: Sinocyclocheilus grahami
Lineage: Eukaryota; Metazoa; Chordata; Actinopteri; Cypriniformes; Cyprinidae
Exons: 6
Coding region: 1-933 (310 amino acids)
Biological process (GO): interleukin-15-mediated signaling pathway; positive regulation of ERK1 and ERK2 cascade; T cell activation
Cellular component (GO): membrane raft; external side of plasma membrane
Molecular function (GO): protein tyrosine kinase binding; MHC class II protein binding
Source: RefSeq, a predicted model, not a curated record
AUGUCUGAUGAGUGUCAUCUGUGUCUGCUGGGACUGAUCUUUCUCUCUUCACUUCUCACAGGUAUCGGUGGAGUGGAUGAUGCUCAUGUGUUCAUCAGUUCUGGUGAAGAUGUCCGUCUGCCCUGGAAUAAUGCUCUUCCUGACUGCACAUCAACUACAUGGAUCUAUAACAGAUUCAGAGAUUCAGCAGCAGUUGAACUGAUUGGUUUAGGGAUAAAGAAGAAAGACACAGAGAGUCAUGAGAGACUGAGUCUGGGGUCUGACUGCUCUCUGAACAUCAGGAACAUCUCAACAGAAGAUUAUGGCAUUUAUAGCUGCAGACAAUAUGUGAAUGGACCUGAUGCUUAUGUUUUUCUGCAUGUUCUUCAUGUCUCUUCAUCCUCCUCCUCAUCCUCACAGACUGAGAUCAGUGCAGGCCGCUCUGUGACUCUCUUCUGUCAGUUGUACUCAUAUGCUGAAGGCUCUUGUGAUGAUUGGAUCCGUUCUGAGAGAAUCGAGCUGUUCUGGGUGAAUCAGGCUGGUGUUAAACUGAUGAGAUCAGACUCCAGAUAUCAGAUAUUAUCCUCAUCAGAUCACUGUAUCAUCACUCUGAAUACAACACUCCUGAAUGAAGAUCACAACAGAGAGUGGAGAUGCAAUGUUACUCAGAGAGAUCAAGUCAAGAGCUCAGUCACAUACACUGUCAAGAGUUCAGUUCAAGCUGAAACAGUGACAGCAGUGAUUCCAGUCCACAUCACAGACUCUCAGGAUCCCUCAACUACAACUUCAUCAGAAACUUCUAAAGAUCAAGUCGCAGUGAUUUCUGUGUCUGCCGCUGCAUUCGCCGUUGUCCUUCUUGCUGUUCUCUGGCUGAUCUGGAGAAAAAGAGCUGAUAAUAAAAGAUGGACUGACGGAUCGUCGGUGAGUUCAGUAAUGCCAGUGAUUUAUAUUUGAUUUCUGUCUUCA